Molecule: messenger RNA, 1901 nt
Organism: Seriola dumerili (greater amberjack)
Lineage: Eukaryota; Metazoa; Chordata; Actinopteri; Carangiformes; Carangidae
Gene: tm2d3
Product: TM2 domain containing 3
Exons: 6
Coding region: 41-826 (261 amino acids)
Source: RefSeq, a predicted model, not a curated record
ACAUGCCCUGAAUGCAGCUCCGGUGUGGUCUGUAGCAACAAUGGCCACAAUCUGUCAGAUAUGGAGACCGGACCGGGGACGGUGCUUCAAAACCUACGGAAUAAUAACCCUGUUGUUUAUGGACUUGGUCUUACAAUGUGUUAACGGAUACCUGAGUUCUCCUCAUGUUGGCCAGGAUCCGCUCUACACUAGAGAUCCCCAGCAUGGACCUGCCAUCACCAGCCCAGUGGUUCCUUCUGUAUCCUCAGUGUCCCCUGCGGUUGAAGAGAACCCCACUUCCAAGUGUCCUAGUGGGGGUUUGUGUAAUCGCCUUCCAGCUGAUUGCAUCCACUGCAAUUACCAAUACAACUGUACCUAUGGGAAACCAGCUUCCUUCCCUUGUGAACCCAAAAAAGGGGUUCACUGUAUAGGAGAGUCGGGACAACAGCAAACCACCUUCUCUCUCUCCAUCACCUGUCAGUUCUGCUGGCAGCUGGAUCCAUCCCAGUACCGCUGCUCAAACUCCACCAACUGUAUGACAGUCUCCUGCCCACGCAAACGCUACAACGCCACCUGUGACGUGGUAGAUCAUGUACAUUGUUUAGGUAAAAGACGUUUUCUGAAACGUUUAUUUUGUGACUGGACUGGAGGAUACAAAUGGUCAACAGCAUUAGCACUGAGCAUCACACUUGGUGGUUUUGGGGCAGAUCGCUUUUAUCUGGGCCAGUGGCGAGAAGGUCUGGGCAAACUGUUCAGCUUUGGAGGUCUGGGUAUUUGGACUUUGAUCGAUGUUCUUCUGAUCGGGGUUGGUUAUGUGGGACCGGCUGACGGUUCGCUCUACAUCUGAAGCAAAGCUCUUGAGACAUGGCUGGAUGGUUUGUGCCCUCUUCCUCUUCACUCUCGCAGAUCUGAGAUGCUGUGUUCUUAGCACGUUUGCCUGCCCGAGCUCGCUGUGCAACACGUCCUCAUCCCAUCUGCUAACAGGCAGGAAGUGUUUUCCUCAUCACACCAACGACUCUACCCACACAACCAUCAGUUCAAUCCCAAUCAUUCUGCACUUAUCUCCUGUUGAGAUUCUGCAGAUGAAGCUGUACAGGGGAAUGACAAGCCAGUGAAUAUGUCUAUCUGGAUGGUUUGACUUAACUGGUGGUUUGCCUCUGUCAUGCUGGUAUAUAGAUAGAUCGGGUGUCCUGUGUAGCUGCGCUUUCACAGAGAUCCUGUCACCUUGGAGCCAUGCAUUGCUCCUCCCUUAUUGCAAGGUAAAUGCAUGAAUGGGGGGUUGAAAUGGUAACCAUGGCUACAGAGCUUUUUAUGGUGACACCAGACACAAUAGACUAAAAUGUAAUAUUUAUGUCCUGAAAGAAAGCAUGAAUAUGCAGAAGGGAAUAUUUUCAGGUGUUUUCAUUGACAAGAGAUAGUUGCUCCUGUGGAUGAUUCUGACGGUUAUUUUUGCAUGUUUCUCCUACACUGAGUCAGCAGUGCAAACUACAACUUUAUGCCCCCCAUGGGCUACAUAAAUGACACCCUGGUCUUUCUGAAGUACUAUAAUUACCGUCAUCAUCUACUGCAACAUGUAGUCUCAUUUUGGGAAAUGCACAGAUGACAAUAUUGAAGACCAUUAUGUUUGUACAUAAUAAAUACUGAAACACUUCAGAUGUGUUGCACUUGCAAACUGCAGUCACUUGUGGUUUCCAGCUUUGGAGAUUUUGGAGAUUGCCGCUGCAUUCAACUGGUAUUUUUCCACACACUCAUGAUUAUUCGUCACAUUGUAAAGAAGUAUUCUCUGUGUACUAACACUGUAAGAUCUUUGCUUGUGACCGUGUGGCACAAAAUGGUUCACCUCUCACUUCAUGUAAAUAUGUUUGUGUGUUCAGUGUCAGGUCAUUUUAAUUUGUUGGAACACUGUAAAUGACAUUUUUUAA